Messenger RNA from Daphnia pulicaria, 1965 nucleotides. RefSeq lists its product as uncharacterized. The record is from RefSeq and is a predicted model, not a curated record. Gene Ontology annotation, biological process: G protein-coupled adenosine receptor signaling pathway; adenylate cyclase-activating G protein-coupled receptor signaling pathway. Bases 435 to 1610 code for a protein of 391 amino acids. Gene Ontology annotation, cellular component: membrane. The transcript is spliced from 2 exons. Lineage: Eukaryota; Metazoa; Arthropoda; Branchiopoda; Diplostraca; Daphniidae. Gene Ontology annotation, molecular function: G protein-coupled receptor activity.
GCAAAAGCAGAACUGACCAUUCUUGUUUAAAGAAAUUGAGGAUCAAACCAACAAAGCACAGCUCAGAUGAUCGACAUGUCUAUACUCUAUAUGACCAUCGAUUUUCCGCUGAAAAUGAAAAUAAGACAGACUGCAACUUAAAUAAUCCUGUUAUUCCAGCCGAUGCAGUUGCUAUGGUAACCUUUAAGUGUUCAUUUUCAAAUGCGUCAGCUUAUUAUAUUUGAGCCUCCACCCACCAUAUUUUUUAAUGUUCUUAACCUAGAAAACAAACAACUUGAAUGAUGAUUUUGAUUUUGCUCCAGACAGUAGUGCAACUGCGCAUGCUCGACAGGAAUUAAAAGAGUCCCUCUGCACAGGUCGACCGUGCACGACAGACGUCUGUCUAUAAAAACUGAAAGCAUCUGUAACUACUUCGUCGCAGUUUCACUCGCAAAAUGGGCGAAUCAACAGCACAGACGUCGGGCGGGGUCAAUAACCCAACGCCAAGUAAAUUCGACUUUGCCGUCAUGGAUCAGAAGCUAACACAAGCCACAGAGCUCUUCCGCACGUCGGUGAUUGUCAUCGGAAUGUUUCUGAAUGUUGUCGUGCUCCUGGUGGUGAGCCUGUCGCGACAAUUGCGAUAUCCUCGCCAUAUCUACUGGGCUGCCGUCUCUAUCUUCGAAUGUUUCAUUCUGUUUGAAUAUUCCCUUGAGCUUAUCGUAAUCAUCAAUCGCAAUCACCUGGCCUGUACAUUUUUAGUAUUGAUUUGUUCUGUCGAUUACUCUUUGUUGUUAUUGUGUCUUUCCUUGACCGCCCUUGACCGUUACUUGUCCAUCGUUCGUUACGAAUGGUAUCUGGCUAAUGUCACCGGUAGAGGCGUCGUCUUUGUAAUCACGAUUGCUUCCGCUUUGACUUUGGCCAUCAUUGACAUUCCUUUUUGGACCGGGUAUCAAUCGAUUUUCACCUGCACCAUUAGCAUGACCCACCAUUACUGGAUAUGCACCUGGAAUUUGUUACUGGGCAUCGUUUGCGUCGUUCUCCAUGUCAAGAUCUUCAUUGAAACUAAAACUUUCAUUCGCCAGUACGUUCCCAGAUACCGCCGCUCUCCUGUUACGAUCCGCUUUAACAACAACCCUUCGAUUCAACAGUCCAACACAAGUUUCGGGCCAGCGAAUACUGAUAAGACAGCUGAGACAGCUCUUAUCACGCUUCCUGAAAAUCCUUCGACGGAUGUUGGUCGUGAAAAUGUCAAGUUCCAGCAACCUGAAGAUUCUCAACGGGUGUUUUCUGUUGACGGUGAAAUCGACAAAGAAUAUUUCCCCUGGACGCAGAGCCGCUCAAAAUUCAAUCGACUCGAAAUCCAGGCCGCUCUAAAUAUGUCUGUCAAUAUUUUACCAUUUUGGCUGUGCACAUUCCCAGUUUCUUGUAAUGCCAUCGCCCUGUACUGGUGCAUCCGGCUGGAAGGCAACUGCGAUCCUAUCGUCCUGACGUGGACUUAUGCUUGGGACGUUUUUAUGCUCCACAGCGUCUACAAUCCUGUGAUGUACAUUGCCACGUCCCCCGAAUUUCGACGGGCUAUCCUCCACGUGUCAAGGAAAUUUCUGAACAAAUGUCGCAAUUGCCUAACUUGAUGCUUGAUGGCAUAAUACCAGAAUUGAAUAUUUGGAGAUUGCAUUCUUAUGUUAAUAACUGUACACACUGUUACGUAUUUAUUCAACGAUUAGCUUGGCACUGCACAUGGUAGUGAAUUAUUUUCAACAUUAAAAAAAUGUCUGGCUUUAUGUGUGCCUUUAUUUUUUAGAAUAACCCUUUCAAUUUAAAUCCUAAUUAUUCCACUGAACGGAGAGCAAAGAAAAUGUCUGCUUGAACCAUGUAGAGAUCCUACCGUAUACUUUUGUCCUUUCUGUUAUUCGUCAAGAAAGUUUUGAAAACUAGACUAACUAGAAACUCCUUGCCGGAUUUUAGUUCUCCGUUGUUAAAAAACAU